Triticum aestivum (bread wheat) is the source of this 2106-nucleotide messenger RNA. RefSeq names its product butanoate--CoA ligase AAE1. Lineage: Eukaryota; Viridiplantae; Streptophyta; Magnoliopsida; Poales; Poaceae. The transcript is spliced from 2 exons. The record is from RefSeq and is a predicted model, not a curated record. Bases 28 to 1980 code for a protein of 650 amino acids.
CUCUCACUCACAGAGUCACAUGAAGCCAUGACAGCCGUCACCCAUGUGCUCCGUGGAUUACUUCGCCACCACCGCACCAUCAGCGGCAUCGGAUCAGUGCAGCUGAUCCGCCACUACUAUUCUACUCCCAGCUCGAGUUAUUAUAAUCCAAGCCAAGAUUUUGCCCGAGCGCGCGCGUCUACUUUAUCAUCCCCACCAUGGUGCCGCCCGUUGGCUUCUCCUCCCAGUCCCACUGGCGUCGUGUCUCUGUCCUUCUUCUCCAGCCUGGUAGGGAGGGAUCAGGAGGAGGUGGAGGUGCUGGACAUGGAGCGCGGCACGGUGCGGUGCGCGGCCAACUACGUGCCGCUGACGCCGCUCAGCUUCAUCGAGCGCGCCGCGGCCGUCUACGGCGAACGCCCCGCGGUGGUGUACGCGGGGAGGCGGUCAACCACGUGGAGGGAGGUCCGGGAGCGGUGCGUCCGCGUGGCCGCCGCGCUCGCCACCCGCUUCGGCGUCGCGCGCGGCGAUGUGGUGGCUGUUCUCAGCCCGAACGUGCCGGCGAUGUACGAGCUACACCUCGCCGUACCCAUGGCCGGCGCCGUCCUCUGCACGCUGAACACGCGGCACGAUGCGGCCAUGGUGUCCACCCUGCUGAAGCACUCCGAUGCCAAGGUGUUCCUCGUCGAGUCGAGCCUUCUCGGCGUCGGGAGAGACGCGCUGCAGCGUCUCGCCGUCUCCAGGUCCGCCGCCGCCAACAUUCCGGUCCUCGUAACCAUCUCCGACGACAGCGACCCCAUCGACCCUGACUUAUGCGAAAAUGAGUAUGAGGCUCUCAUCAAGAGUGCCCCUUCGCAUUUCGACAUCCGCUGGCCGGCGAACGAGUUGGAUCCCAUCACGCUCAACUACACGUCUGGCACGACGUCGCGGCCCAAGGGUGUGCUCUACAACCACCGGGGCGUGUACCUCAACACCAUCGCCACGGUCCUCGCUUACGACAUCACUCCGAUGCCGACGUACCUGUGGACUGUGCCCAUGUUCCAUGGCAAUGGCUGGAGCAUGACGUGGGCUGUUGCCAUGCAGGGUGGCACCAACAUCUGUCUCCGCCACUUCACCGCGAGGGUCAUCUUCGACAGCAUCGCACGACAUGGAGUGACACACAUGGGCGGUGCACCUACGGUUCUCAACAUGAUCGUUAAUGCGCCCGCCGCGGAUCCAAGGCCACCGUCGGGCAAGACGGUGGUGCGUGUCAUGACGGGCGGCGCGCCGCCACCGCCCCGCGUCCUGGCUGGAAUGGAGGAGCUUGGCUUCGUGGUAUAUCAUAUAUACGGCCUCACCGAGACGCACGGUGCAGCCACUGUGUGCACUUGGAUGCCGGAGUGGGAUGCGCUGCCGGUGGAGGAGCGCGCGCGGCUCAAGGCGCGGCAGGGGUUCCAUCACAUUGCAAUGGAGGAUGCCGAUGUCAAGGACCCGACCACCAUGGAGAGUGUGCCGCACGACGGCAAGACAGUGGGCGAGGUGAUGUUCCGUGGCAACACAGUCAUGAGUGGGUACUACAAGGAUGUUGAUGCGACCCAAGAGUCCAUGGCGGGAGGGUGGUUGCGCACAGGGGACCUUGCCAUCCGGCACCCAGACGGGUACAUCCAAGUCAAAGAUAGGGCCAAGGACAUCAUCAUAUCGGGCGGCGAGAACAUCAGCUCAAUCGAGGUGGAGUCCAUAAUCUUUGGCCACCCAGCGGUGCUCGAGGCGGCGGUCGUGGCGAGGCCUGACGACCACUGGGGGGAGACACCAUGUGCCUUCGUCAAGCUAAAGGAUGGCGCAAGUGCCACAGAAACAGAGAUCAUAGGCUUCUGUCGGGAGAAGCUGCCACACUACAUGGUGCCCAAGACAGUGGUUUUUGAGGAUUUGCCCAAAGCUUCCACUGGGAAGACACAGAAGUUUGUUCUUCGGGAGAAGGCCGGAGCGAUGGGAAGCCUCAAGAAGGCCGAAAACAGCAAACUGUAACAUUUGCUUGUGUAGAUGGAAUAUUGUUGUAUAUUUUUUUCACAUCUUGUUGUGUCCUCGUGUAAUUUUUUUUUGAGACAACCUCGUGUAAUAUAUGGCAUCUUGGCUAAGAAAUUUGUUCCUGAA